Molecule: messenger RNA, 999 nt
Organism: Chrysemys picta bellii (western painted turtle)
Lineage: Eukaryota; Metazoa; Chordata; Testudines; Emydidae
Product: olfactory receptor 5AP2-like
Biological process (GO): G protein-coupled receptor signaling pathway
Cellular component (GO): membrane
Molecular function (GO): G protein-coupled receptor activity; odorant binding; olfactory receptor activity
Source: RefSeq, a predicted model, not a curated record
AUGGAGGAAAGAAAGUGGGGAAAUCAGACGUUGAUCAGAGAAUUCAUCCUCUUGGAAUUGGGGAAUAUCGCUGAAGUGCAAGUUCUUCUCUUCCUGUUGUUCCUAGCGAUCUACAUUGUGACCAUGGCUGGGAACAUUCUGAUCAUUGCCCUAGUUAUGGCUAAUCGACGUCUUCAUACCCCCAUGUACUUCUUCCUGUGGAACUUGUCCUGCUUGGAGACCUGCUACAGUUCCACAAUCCUUCCCAGGAUGCUGGCCAGUAUGCUGACUGGGGAAAGAACCAUUUCUGUUAGCGGCUGCAUCACACAACUUCAUUUCUUUGGUUUCCUGGCAGCUACAGAAUGUUACCUGCUAUCAGCGAUGUCUUAUGAUCGGUAUCUAGCAAUAUGCAAACCACUGCAAUAUGCCAUCUGCAUGAAUGGUAGGAACUGCCUCUGGCUGGCAUCUGGGUCUUGGAUCAGUGGAUUUCUGGGCAGUACAAUAAUGACAUUUUUGGUGUCAAAAUUAACUUUCUGUGGCCCAAAUGAAAUUGACCAUUUCUUUUGCGAUUUCACCCCAAUGAUUAAACUCUCCUGCAGUGACAUCAGCCUGACCACCCUGGUGACCCUGAUUCUUUCUUCCAUGGAAACCCUGGUUCCAUUUCUGUUAACCAUGACAUCCUAUGUUUGCAUCAUAGUGACCAUUCUAAGGAUCCCUUCCACCAGCGGGAGGCAAAAGGCCUUUUCCACCUGCUCCUCUCACCUCGCCAUGGUCACAAUUUUUUAUGGCACUAUAAUUAUAGUCUAUGUGAUGCCAAAAAACAGUACACUGAGAGAGCUGAACAAAGUGUUCUCCGUCUUCUACACUGUCCUGACUCCCCUGGCCAACCCCCUCAUCUACAGCCUGAGAAACAGAGAGGUCAAGGAGGCCCUGAGAAAAGUGGUCCGUGGACUCCUGGGGGUCCACAGACUACGUCUAAGAUUUUCAAAAGGGGUCACACCUCCAUUCAAACGUUUUUAG